AUGCACGCCGUGCUUUCCCUCCCAGCUGCUGCUCUGUGCGCCCUGUGUUCAGCGCUGGUUGCCAUGGCAGCACAGCUGACCCAGGAGGACCUGACGUUGACCAGGAGAAAGACAAAUGGAAACACAUAUAAGGGGUACAAUCAUCCUCAGGAAGAUGAUUUCACAGCUGUGAAUAAAGGAGGUCGCUGGGAUUUGGAGAUACAGAAAGUUAAACCCAGUCAUUCAGCCUCCUACUACUGCUCCUGUUGGUUUGAUUACAACUAUUACUACAUCUUUGGCUCCGGGACCAAACUGUACGUAACAGGUGAGGAGGUGGUGAAGCCCGUGGUGAGCGUGUACCCAGCAGCAUCCAGCGCCAACCUGGAGGGGAGGAGCUCCCUGCUGUGUCUGGCCUCCUCCAUGUUUCCUCCUCUGGUCCGGUUCUCCUGGAAAAGACAGAAGGAGAACGGUCCUCUGGUGGAGAUGCUCCCUGCUGAGGCAGAGCAGCUGGAGCUCACAGAGUCCGGACGCACCGCCGCCAUCUUGCUGGUCCAUCAGCAGGAGAACAGCCGCUAUCGAUACCGCUGCUGCGUCCACCACGAGGGGGGAAGGGUGGAGGCCCAGACCGAGCAAGAGGUCAGAGUUCCUCCAUCAGGUCCAGGCCCGUCUCCGUACCAGGUGAAGCUGCUGUGCCGGCUCUACGUGGGGCUGAUAGUGAAGAGCCUGGUGUUCUGCUGUGGAGUCUCUCUGGUGAUGGUCCUGAGGAACACUGCUCACAUGUAGGACUUCUCUCCUCUUCACCUCCAUCCGUUAGUCCCUUUGAUCAGCAAUCAUUAACAUCUGCUUCCAGGUGAUGCUUAUGUCCAGAUGUUAAACACCACCAUCCUAAAGGUAUGAAUACAUACACCUGUGUAUUCUACUGACGUU
This is a messenger RNA of Pungitius pungitius (ninespine stickleback), 906 nucleotides long. RefSeq names its product immunoglobulin lambda-1 light chain-like. Bases 1 to 762 code for a protein of 253 amino acids. The record is from RefSeq and is a predicted model, not a curated record. The transcript has 6 exons. NCBI's taxonomy places the organism in Eukaryota, Metazoa, Chordata, Actinopteri, Perciformes, Gasterosteidae.